Molecule: messenger RNA, 7822 nt
Organism: Engraulis encrasicolus (European anchovy)
Lineage: Eukaryota; Metazoa; Chordata; Actinopteri; Clupeiformes; Engraulidae
Product: adenylate cyclase type 6-like
Exons: 24
Coding region: 449-4219 (1256 amino acids)
Biological process (GO): adenylate cyclase-activating G protein-coupled receptor signaling pathway; intracellular signal transduction; cAMP biosynthetic process
Cellular component (GO): plasma membrane
Molecular function (GO): adenylate cyclase activity
Source: RefSeq, a predicted model, not a curated record
CGUAGGGGAGGGCGAGUCUAACCAAGGGUAAGGAGAAACGUGAACAUAUCACUUGGCGGAGCCGAGUCGAGCCGUCGCUGUUGUAAAUUUGUAACCGUCGCCCUGCCCCUGGAUGCACAGGGCAGGCUCGCUACAUCGGCCCGUGUUCGCAUCGCAACGAACACAGCACUGACAGUAGGCUAUCUAGCGACCGGGGGAUGAGGGACUCCACUGCGGUGCAGAACCUAGCUUGUUUCUGACCUGUUUACCUGAGCAAUGCUGAGGGUGUAAGGAGGAGUGAAAAGGCUUCAUGAGUUUGACCAUUGAUGUGAAACACUGACGGAGAUGUGAAGCCAGUGCUUGGCACCAGAGUUCCUGACUGACAGUAUUGCCUUAGCUCACUGGAAUAAAUGAGGAGCCACAGAGAGCUACGCAGCACAGCUACGACUCACACAAGAAGCCACAAAGCAUGUCCUGGGUCAGCUCCUUCCUAGUGGCCAGGGUGGACGACCGCAAGGCGGCCUGGGGGGAGCGCAAUGGCAGCAAGAAGGGCCGGCGCCGGGGGGCCAGCAGCAGCUCCAACGGCUCCGGAUCGGGAGGAGGAGGGGGCUGCUCGGCCCUGUGCGGCCCGCGCUACAUGAGCUGCCUGCGGGACGCGGAGAGCCCCGAGCCCCCCGGCUCCCAGCAGCCCCUGCCGCAGCAGGCCGGAGCUCCGUCCAGCAGCAACUUCAGCUCGCGCUGCAUCUGGCAGGAGGACCACUAUGGCCGCAGCAGCAGCAGCAGCAGCAAGCCCGUCGUCGGCACGGGGCCGCACGGGGUGGACCUCACCUUCGACGACGGCACCGGGGAACCCAAGAGGAGGAGAACCGGCGCCGACGGGGAGGAGGAGGACGACGACGAGUCCGGGGAUGAGGAAUGCGGAAGGGGGAGAGGGAGGGGUCGGGGCCAGGCGGUGCUGGGCUGCCUAAUCCGUGUGGCCCGCGUCUUCGAGUCCAAGCAGUUCCGCUCGGCCAAGCUCGAGCGCCUUUAUCAGCGCUACUUCUUCCGGCUGAACCAGAGCUCGCUCACCAUGCUGAUGGGCGUGCUGGUGCUGGUGUGUGGCGUCAUGCUGGCCUUCCACUGCGCCCAGACGGCCUCGCCGGGGCCCGACGCCGCCUACACCGCCACCCUGUGCGUGGCCAUGGCCCUCUUCCUGGCCCUCAUGGUGGUGUGCAACCGCAACGGCUUCCACCAGGACUACAUGUGGAUGGUCAGCUACCUGGUGAUCGGCGUGCUGCUGGGGGUGCAGGCGUUCGGCGUGUGGAUGGUGGAGCCGCGCAGCGCGGCGGAGGGCGUGUGGUGGUCCGUCUUCUUCAUCUACAUCAUCUACACGCUGCUGCCCGUCAGGAUGAGGGCCGCCGUGCUCUCCGGCGCCACCUUCAGCGUCAUACACGUUGCCAUGUCCUGGAGCAAGAACCAGGAGGACAGCUUCCUAUGGAGACAGUUAAGUGCCAACAUCCUGAUCUUCCUCUGCACCAACCUGAUUGGUAUCUGCACGCACUACCCAGCGGAGGUGUCCCAGAGACAGGCCUUCAAGGAGACGCGCGGCUACAUCCAGGCCAGACUGUACCUGCAGCGGGAAAACCAGCAGCAGGAACGGCUGUUGUUGUCAGUUUUGCCGAGGCACGUUGCCAUGGAAAUGAAGGCGGACAUCAAUGCCAAGAAAGAGCAUAUGAUGUUCCACAAGAUCUACAUCCAGAAACACGACAACGUCAGUAUUUUGUUUGCAGACAUCGAGGGCUUCACCAGUUUGGCGUCUCAGUGUACGGCUCAGGAGCUGGUCAUGACGCUCAACGAACUCUUUGCUCGCUUUGACAAGCUGGCUUGGGAGAACCACUGUCUGCGUAUCAAGAUCCUGGGUGACUGUUACUACUGUGUGUCCGGGCUGCCUGAGCCCCGAGCUGACCACGCACACUGCUGUGUAGAGAUGGGAGUCGACAUGAUCGAGGCCAUCUCGCUGGUCCGGGAGGUGACGGGCGUGAACGUGAACAUGCGUGUGGGCAUCCACAGCGGGCGCGUGCACUGUGGCGUGCUGGGACUCAGGAAGUGGCAGUUUGACGUCUGGUCCAAUGACGUGACUCUGGCCAAUCAGAUGGAGGCUGGGGGAAAGGCGGGGCGUAUCCACAUCACCAAGGCCACUCUGCAGUAUCUGAAUGGGGACUAUGAGGUGGAGCCGGGCUUUGGGGGCGAGAGGAACGCAUACCUGAAGGAGAACAACAUCGAGACCUUCCUAGUGCUUGGAUGCAGUCAAAAGAGGAAAGAGGAGAAGGCAAUGAUGGCUAAGCUGCAGAGGGCCAGAGCCAACUCUGGGGAGGGCUUCAUGCCCCGCUGGGUGGUACCCGACAGGUCCUUCUCCCGAACCAAAGACUCCAAAGUUUAUAGGCAGAUGGGCAUCGACGAGGCCUCCAGCAAAGACAACCGCUGCACUCAGGACUCGGGUCUGAAUGCGGAGGACGAGGUGGAUGAGUUUCUGGGCCGUGCCAUCGAUGCGCGCUCCAUCGACCAGCUCCGGAAGGACCACGUCAAGAAGUUCCUGCUCACCUUCCAGACCUCCAACCUGGAGAAAAAGUACUCUAAGAAGGUGGAUGAUCGAUUUGGGGGAUAUGUAGCCUGUACACUAGUGGUGUUCUGCUUCAUCUGUUGCAUCCAGAGCAUCGUCUUCCCUCAUACUCCACUCAUGUUGGGGAUCUUCAUCACGAUCUUCGUCAUCCUCGCCCAUAUCCUCUUCAUCUGCUCCAUAUACUCCUGUGUUAAGCUCUUCCCAGUGGCCUUGCAGUCGGUGUCUAAGAAGAUCGUGGAGUCUCGCAUUACCAGCACCCUGGUGGGAGUCCUGACCAUCGUCCUCCUCUUUAUCUCCGCCUUCGUAAACAUGUUUACGUGUGAUAAAGAGGAGCUGGAGCGCUGUGUGUCUCGUGAGACCAACGCUUCAUUGAGCUCGGUGAAUCUGUGCCUCCUCCACGAGCUAGCGCUCAACGCCCCCGAUAAGCUAGCCCUCUGCCCGCGCCAGGAGCACCCCUGCCCCUUCCCCGAGUAUUUCACGUACAGCGUGCUGCUCAGCCUGCUAGCCAGUUCCAUGUUCCUGCACGUGAGCAGCAUUGGCAAGCUAGCCCUCACGCUCUUCAUCCAGAUGCUCUUCCUGCUGCUCGUCGAGUGGCCACUGGUGACGCUGUUCGACAACGCCGACCUGCUCGUCACCGCCAACACACUGUCUGAGGGGCUAAACUACACUGAUACACUGUUCUGGACCAUUUACAAUGGAACAGAGACUUGUGAUAGGACUGUGACCAAGGUGCCCCUGCGUGUCAUCACCCCUGUGGUCAUGAUGGUGUUUGUGCUCGCACUGUACCUACACGCCCAGCAGGUGGAGUCCACUGCACGCCUAGACUUCCUAUGGAAACUACAGGCGACGGAGGAGAAGGAGGAGAUGGAGGAGCUGCAGGCGUAUAACCGGCGCCUCCUCCACAACAUCCUGCCCAAAGACGUGGCGGCCCACUUCCUGCAGCGGGAGCGGCGUAACGACGAGCUCUACUACCAGUCCUGCGAGUGCGUGGCCGUCAUGUUCGCCUCCAUCAGCAACUUCUCCGAGUUCUACGUGGAGCUGGAGGCCAACAACGAGGGAGUCGAGUGCCUCAGGCUCCUCAACGAGAUCAUCGCAGACUUCGACGAGAUCAUCAGUGAGGAUCGCUUCAAGCAGCUGGAGAAGAUCAAGACCAUCGGCAGUACCUACAUGGUGGCGUCGGGGCUGAACGACUCCACGUACGACCGCGAUGGCCGCUCGCACAUCCUGGCACUGGCCGACUACGCCAUGCGGCUACGCAAGCAGAUGGCACACAUCAACGAGCACUCCUUCAACAACUUCCAAAUGAAGAUAGGUCUGAACAUAGGACCAGUGGUGGCUGGAGUCAUCGGAGCCCGUAAACCCCAGUAUGACAUCUGGGGAAACACAGUCAAUGUGGCCAGCCGCAUGGACAGCACAGGAGUGCCAGAUCGCAUCCAGGUGACCACAGACCUGUAUACGGAGCUGGCCAGCAAAGGCUACACGCUGGAGUGCCGAGGCCUGGUGAAGGUGAAGGGCAAAGGGGAGAUGACCACCUACUUCCUCAACAGUGGCCCUGAUCCCGACAGCAUAGCUGUCAACUUUGAGCUCGGCCCGAGACUUAGCAACAGCGUAAACCCCAUACGCUCAAUCUUGCACAGCUAAACCCUCCAUACAAUAGGCCCACUCCCCCAGCACAUACAAGGACCUCAUCAAGGAGUCAAUGGCAGAUGGGGCCUGCACCCUGGACCCCUGGACACACACACAUACACUCUCUCACUCUCUCUCUCUCUCUCUCUCUCUCUCUCUCUCUCUCUCUCUCUCUCUCUCUCUCUCUCUCUCUCUCUCUCUCUCUCUCUCUCUCUCUCUCUCUCUCUCUUACUCUCUCUCUCUCUCACACACACACACACACACAUCACACAGAGUUGCCCUGUCAUACUGGGGAGAUUUCCAAUCCACCUGUCCUGAAGCGAUGCUAUGUAUGUAUGUGAUUGUGUGUUUGAGAGUGAGAGAGAAUGUCAGAGAAAUAUAACGUGUGCGCAUGUGGGUGUGUGCGUGCGUAUGUGUGUGUGUGUGUGUGUGUGUUGAGAGAAGAAGACUUAUAUUUUUUCCGUGUUGACAUGCACCAUUGAGCAGAAUAAGGACUCUGAAGGUGCGUACAGUAUAACCUGUAGCCACAUGAAGGAAGAGAGUCAUGAACACGAACAGACUCACGACCAUGUUUCCUCCGGAGGAAACACCUGUGCUCAAGUACCGAUACAGUACAAUAUUUAUUUCACCCGCGCCAUGGAACAUUACAGAAGAAAAAAAAAAACUAAACUAAACUUAACUAAAUACAGAAAUAACAUUUAAAAAAAGAAUAAUAAUGGAACAAAACAAUGAACAACGACAAUGAAUAGUAAUAUAUGCAAGAAUUAUUAUUAUUAUGAAACGAAACGGACUCCUGCAACGUGGAUGAAUACGACCAAAGAAGAAAGGUCAGAGGUCAAACACUAAGUGCACAAGACGUGUGUGUCUACACAGCAGAGCAGCCCGGAACAAAACGACGACUAUGUCGCACCGGCUUUUUAUGAUGUUGUUUUCUCCUUUCUUGUUUCUACAAUUUAAUUUGCUCUCACUGUGUUACUUGUCAGGCUUGACAGCGAAUGCCACGUUCUUUGAUCGGCACAACUUUGCUCUGAUAUUUGCUCUGUGUGUGUGAUGUGAAGGAGAGGGUGGGGGGAGGGGGGGAGGAGAAAAAAAGUUAAUCUUGAAACAAACGGACAGCCUUAGAGACCAAAAGCAACCUUUUAUUAUUGAAGUGUGUGUGUGUGUGUGUGUGAGGGAGAGAGUGUGAGUGUGAGUGUGAGUGUGUGUGCGUGUGCCUGUGCCUGUGCGUGUGCGUGUAUGUUUGAUUAACACUUUUAUUUUCUUUUGAAGGAUUUUUUUCUUGAGUAUUACUGCAGAGGACAAUCUGUGACAUUGAAUUCCACAGGACUGCAGAUUGUGCAGUUGAAUGUUAUAAUGUUGUGUGUGUGUGUGUGUGUUUGUGUGUGCGCGUGCGCGCGUGUGUGUGUGCGUUUGUGUGUGUGUGUCUGUGUGUGUGUGUGUGUGUGUGUGUGUGUGUGUGUGUGUGUGUGUGUGUGCGUGUGCGUGUGCGUGUGCGUGUGCACUAUAUCUGUAAAAAAAAAGUGUUUGAGUGAGACAAACGUGAGAUAAAUACUGAAGGUUGUUUGACUGAUAAAGUGAUUAUAAUACUGUGCUUAAUGUAGAGAGGUUUAACUCUUCACUGUGAAGUGCAGUACGCCAUGAAAAUAGUUUUUUUUUUUCCUUGCCAAAUGAACUGCUGCGAGUCACGAGUGUGAAUUUUAUUAUUUGAAAUAUCCAGUGUUUGGGAUACAGUAUGUGUGCCCAUUCCUCUCAGAGUUACAUUCUGUUCAUGUGCUAAUUGGUUUUCUCAGAGAUGUUCUGGAUACUGUAUGUAAGGUGAUGGUGCAUUCCAAAAGAGCCGACCUGAACUGAACUGACCUAACACAACACAGUCUGGUGUCCUGAGUUGAACACUUUUGGGAGAGAUCUCAUAUACACUGUCCCACAGCCAUAGAGAUUUGCAGAGGCAGAUAUUCCCUGUUGUUCACUGUCCAGAGAGUAGAAGUUCUGCCACACAUUUGUACCAGUCCAUUCACUGAGCCAGCUGAUCUCUAGAUAACUCCCGUAUUUCCUCAGAUAAUAGCAAAAAAAAACAAAACAAAAAAAAAGUUUAAAAACCAAGCUACAAAUGGGGACAGGGUACAAUUCGAAGGAGUAUUUUAAUGCAUAAAGAAAUGACUUUUAUUUGUUUGAUUUUUUUUUAGACAAGACUACUAUUAGGGGUCAGGCUAUGAAUUGAGAAAUGACGGGUAUGUAUAUCAGCUAAAUAGUGAAAUGGCUUGUGCUGAUAUCACAGGCAGAAGUAAUACAGGAUGAUUAUGUAUUGAUGUAUUGAUUAUGAUGAAGAUAUGCAAAGGCACGCAUGCCAUGUUUCAGAAAGUAAAUGUCCUGAUACACAUUUGCUCAAGUCUAUUCCCUGCACCUGCUUAUCCCUAGGUAGAUACUGUAUACAAUACAGUACAUGGCAGGACCUCUACUCUCUUCACUUAAGUUUGUCCGCAGCUGAAGUCACACAGUAUGCCAUAGAUGUCUCCAAAGUCAUUGUCACUGACUGUCACUUCCUGAUCUCCUCCACUGCCCUCCACUGCCCUCCACUGUCCAGCUAGACUACUUCACAGCGAUGUGCAACACCUAUGCCUCCCAGGCGCCCAUUGUCUGCCGCCCUUUAUGACUGCUUCCCCAUUCGCCCAGCCACUCACUGACUCAUUGUCAAAAAUGUUGACUUGUUCACGUCUUAGUGCUCUACGCAGGUUUGAGUUGCAUUGGUAUGCUCCCUUUAUAAUGCACUAUGAAGUGAGCGCAUGCAGGGCCGGCCGCUGAGAGCUUUGGCCGGGGCCGGGACAAAGUCUUGUGAAAGGGCCUCUUCCUCAGUUCAUACAAUGUACUGAGGACAAGGACAGAUUACUGUAUGGGCCUACUGGGCCCAGGCCCAGGGGCCCAAGAAUCAAGUGGGCCCUGACGGCCAAGCCUCUACACUUCCAUUCUCGCGUUGCAUUAUAAUCUCACUUUUAACAACUUUUUACAUUUUCUCAACAACAUCAUAGAUGAUCACAUCUGACCUUAAACCCUGAAUUGUUUUGUAAACUAGCAACCACCAUUGAGGUGGGCCUUCCUGGUUGUCAGGCCCAGGGGCCCAUGGAAUCAUAAUUCGUCCCUGACUGAGGACACAAUGUCGACUCCACACCCAUUGGUCCCCACCUGUCGGCUUCCCUGAACGAGUUACCUUUUUUUUCUCUCAGAAAAAUUCACUUCAUAGUGCACUACAUGCUUGCAUUUGUUUUACUCCCUACGUAGCAUACUGUGCUGUGAACGAGUCGACAUUUUUGAGUGAGUAUUCUAUAGCCUACUCACUCUCCCACAGGGCGAAGCAGCUCUGUGCCAAGGUACGCCUCUUCUCUGAAGGCUCCAUAUGAAUGUAUGUAUGUGUGAACCAGGUUCCAUUGCUACAUUUGCGAUACAGGUGAAGUCACUACUCAUUUUGCCAGUCAAGAUUGUUUUUGUUUUUAUUUGUUAAUGUUUUUGUUCGUUUUGUUUGUUUGUUUUAAAUGGGGAAGGACACGGUGUGCAGAGUGCAUUACACAUUGAAGAACAACUUUUUGUGUUGGAAAAAUAAAGUCCAUGGAAUCCCACUGCAAAGCA